Molecule: messenger RNA, 558 nt
Organism: Leptinotarsa decemlineata (Colorado potato beetle)
Lineage: Eukaryota; Metazoa; Arthropoda; Insecta; Coleoptera; Chrysomelidae
Source: RefSeq, a predicted model, not a curated record
AUUAACAUCAAAAUAUUCAACUUUAUAGGGCUCAUCAAAGUCAUUAUGAACAAAUGGGUCAUUUGAAUGGAAAUCUGAGUCUUGAUGGAAAAACAAUAUCUUUGGAAGACAUCGAUGCGUUCAGGGACCACAGUUUUGGACAUAAACGGGACUGGUCCUUGAUGCACAGAUACAUUUUCCAUAUGUUCUAUCUGUCAAAUGGGGUUAAAAUAUCUAUUGGUGUUGUUAGUCAACCGCUGACAUCAUCUCACUUAGAAAUGGGGUGGGUGAAUCAUCCUGACGGUCGAAUUGAUUCUGUGGAAAGCAUUGAUUUGCUUCUCUAUGAGCAUGGAGAAAAUGAAGUACUUCCUAAAGAACUGUGUUUUACAUUCGUAGCUGGUGGUACUAACUAUGACGUUAAAGUAAAAUACGAACAUGAGGAAAUACAUUUCAAGGGAAACGAUAGCGAUGCUAAACUCUACGAGAGAUUCACAACAUGUGAUGUGAAUGGAAUUUUAGGCAGAGGUAUAUCGGAAUGGCACUAUAAUAAUUGUAAAAAUUAAAAAUUAUUGAAACAUC